AUGGCGAUGACAUACAAGGAGAUGAUGUUGGUGAAGGGUACGAUCCCGACGCUGCACGAAAAUGGAGAGCACAUCGCAACUGUCUUUUACAAGACAAUGCUCAAGGACCACCCAGAUCUCAACAAUUACUUCAACAGCGUCAACAUGAGGAACGGUAGACAGCCGAGGGCGCUCACAUCCGUUAUCCUAACCUUCGCUUCCAACAUUAGCCACAUCAGCGAGUUGACACCCAAGCUAGAGCGCGUCGCCAACAAGCAUGUAAGCCUGGGCAUCCGGCCAGAGGACUACGAGAUCGUCGGCAAGUACCUUAUGCGCGCCUUCGCCGCCGUGUUGGGCGAGGACAUGACGCCCGAGAUACGGGUGGCUUGGACCAAGGCAUAUUGGGUGCUGGCACGCAUGCUCAGUGCCAGAGAAGCACAGAUCUACCACGACUUCCAGCCAUGGUCGAGUUGGCGCCAUUUCAUCAUCGACAAGAAGACACCCGAGACACUUGAGGGCGAUAUCAUGUCUCUGUCCCUAAAGCCGGUAGAUGGGGGCCAGUUACCAAGUUUCAUGCCAGGACAGUACAUCUCACUCCGUCUGCGCGUGCCAGGAUCGGCAUACUUCCAGAUCCGUCAAUACUCUCUCAGCGACGCACCUCGGCCAGAUGGCUAUCGAAUCACCGUCAAAAGGGAGAUUGGAGAUCACGUUGGCUGUGAUUGCGAGCUAGACAGGUCGGCUCCCGGAGUCAUGUCGAAUCUAUUGUUUGACGACUUGCGCGAGGGCGACGUGCUGGAGCUGAGUCAUCCGGCGGGAGACUUCUACCUCGACGUCAACAAUGACGCCGCCUCGACGCCACUGGUACUGAUCUCUGCGGGUGUUGGUGUGUCACCGAUGCUGUCGAUGCUCAAUACGGUCGUGGAUCGUCACUUGGAUCGACCGAUCUCCUGGAUCCAGGCUGCGAGAGGCAGCACUCCCUUCAAAGAACAUAUCGACAGUUUGAAGACGUCCAACCCGCUGUUGAGAACGUCGUUCCUCAACACAGCUAUCGGCAACAAAGAUAUAGCCGAGUCGACCGAUACUUUGGGCUUCGGAUACUACCUGGAGUGGCUGAAGCCGGAGGACAUGUUCUUCGACAACAAGGGGACAGAAUACUACAUGUGUGGGCCGGAGCGCUUCAUGCGGGACAUGACAGACUACCUCGAGACCAACGGAGUGCCGACCAGCAAAGUGCGGUACGAGCUGCAUGCAACUGGUGCCUUUGAGUUACAAAAGUGA
Molecule: messenger RNA, 1257 nt
Organism: Pseudomassariella vexata
Lineage: Eukaryota; Fungi; Ascomycota; Sordariomycetes; Amphisphaeriales; Pseudomassariaceae
Product: globin-like protein
Exons: 2
Coding region: 1-1257 (418 amino acids)
Biological process (GO): nitric oxide catabolic process; cellular response to nitrosative stress
Cellular component (GO): intracellular anatomical structure
Molecular function (GO): nitric oxide dioxygenase [NAD(P)H] activity; heme binding; oxygen binding
Source: RefSeq, a predicted model, not a curated record